UACAAAGUGCCAUGACAAGGCGGAAACAUAAAUGAAUGAAUCUUCACUGAAAGCUUUCGUGGCUGCAGGAAUUCACCGUCUCUGGGUAUCCGGUGAAGUCGUGAGCCGGUCAGGCGCGAACACCACAAGUGGGGGGGUGGGGGGGGCCUUAAUGUCUGCAUAUAAAUGACAUUGAUAUGCAUGAUUCAUAAAUAUAAGAAGACAUCAUCGUCGCGGCGACAACACCACCACAAGGGAAUAAACAAAGGCGACUUUGUUGUCAAUAUCGUGGAGCGAACCCAAAGCGCAGCUACGUGACACCACAACAACAACAACAAUCACCAACGCCGCCUGAGACACCCGAGACAGUUCACCGCGACCCCUAAGUGGCACCCCCGCCCCGCCAGCCGCCUCGUGCGAGGGGCGGUGAGGGACCGCGGUGAACCGCGAACCUCUUUGCUGACUCGGCUCAAGACUCAAGUGCAAAACCGCUCGCAGCCACUUCACUGCGCGAGGACGCGGAGGAGGACGCGGCGGGGAAUGCGCCGCGUCUCCCUCCGCGAGGACUGCGGGAGUGGAGCCCGCGAGAGCCGCAGGGGCCACAGGGGCCGCGAGUCGUGGCCGCUGUGGCCACGCGGCCCCCCACCACGCGGCCCCCCACCACGCACGGCCCCCCACCACGCGGCCCCCCCACCACGCACGGCCCCCCACCACGCGGCCCCCCACCACGCACGGCCCCCCCCGCCUGGGCUGCUGAAGCGCCGGCGGUGAAAGUCUCCGCCGCCUUCUUCAACAGCGGGGUCGAGGCGCACGAGACACGGCGAACUGUGCCCCUCUGUGUGAGUGGCGUGUGAUGGGCACACUCGGCGAGACGCAGACACACACACACACGUGUCGACGUGGCGGAGCGGCAACUGCGACAGUGGAGGAAGAGAGACGGCUGUGGGGGACAUGGCGAGGAGCGAGUCGCUGGGUGCCAUGGCCAGCUGUAAGUGGUGGUGCCCGGCGCUGAUCGUCUGCAUCUACGGCUUCGUGUCUCAGCUGAGGCCGGCCGAGUCUUUCCUCAUGCCCUUCCUGCUCAGCCCCGACAAGAACCUGACGCGUGAGCAGAUCACCAACGAGGUGAUGCCGGUGCUCGUCUACUCCUACAUGGCCGUGCUGGUGCCCGUCUUCCUGCUGUCCGACCUGCUGCGCUACAAGCCCAUGCUGGUGCUGCAGAGCGCCAGCUUGGUGGCCGUGUGGCUGCUCCUGCUGUUCACGCGGGGCAUCCUCGGCAUCCAGUUCGUGGAGUUCUUCUACGGCGUGAGCAUGGCGGCGCGCGUGGCGUUCUCGCCGAUCCUCUUCGCGCUCGUGGAGACGGGCCACGUGCAGCGCGUGACGAGCGUGUCGCGCGCGGCCACCCUCCUCGGCCUCUUCGGCAGCUCCGCGCUGGGGCAGCUGUGCGUGACGGUGUGGGGCGUCUCCUACGCGACGCUCAACCGCGUCUCCCUGGGCUUCGUCUCCGUCUCCUUCCUCUUCUCGCUCUUCUUGCCGUGGCCCCGACGCAGCCUCUUCUUCCACCGGCCCCCGCCGGGCGACGUCGCCGCCGUCGCCGCCGCCGACGGGCGGUGCCCCGAGCGGGGGCCGCUCGCGAAGGGCGACGCGGACGCCGCCCGAGGGGGCGGCUUCGGCGUCGCGGCGCCCGCCGCCGGGAGCGCCGUGAGCGCCGGACGGGCGGCCGCCGCCACGUACCUCGAGUGGCUGCGCAGGGCGGGCCGCGCCGUCGCCUCGUCGCCCAGCCUGUGCUCGUGGUGCGCCUGGUGGGUGUUCGGCAUGGCCGGGUACUACAUGGUCCUCUACUACGUGCAGCUGCUGUGGGACGAGGUGGAGCCGUCGCGCGACAACCCCCGCGUCUACAACGGCGCCACGGAGGCCACGUCCACCCUGCUGAGUGCGCUGGCGUCGCUGGCCGUGGGCUUCCUGCGCGUGCGCUGGGCCGUGUGGGGGGAGCUGCUGCUCGGGGUGGUGGUGGCGCUGGAGGCGGCGCUGCUCUACGCCAUGAACGUCACGCGCAGCAUCUGGCUCUGCUACGCCGCCUACGUGCUCUUCCGCACGGUGCACCAGCUCCUACUCACCGUCGCCACGUUCCAGAUCGGCAAGGAGCUGACGCGGGAGUGCAGCGCGCUGGUGUUCGGGGUGAGCACGUUCCUCGCCACCGUGCUGCAGACCGUCGUGACGCUUGUCGUGUGCGACAAGCUCGGCCUCUCGCUGUCCGUGCGCGCCCAGUUCUACGUCUACUGCGGCUACUUCGUCACGCUGGCUGUGGCGUUCCUGUGCCGCGCCGCGUUCACCUUCGUCACGCGACGGCGCUCGGGCAAAAAGGGAGCGGAGCCCGUCACCUCCGACCUCGUCACCUCCGACCUCGUCGCCUCCGACCUCGUCACCCCCGACCCCAUUGCCCCCAAACCCAUCGCAUCCGAUCCCAUCGCCCCCGAACCCGUGACCCCUGACCCCGUCACCUCUGACCCCAUCGCCCCCCGACCACUUCACCCCAUACCCCCCACCACCACUGACCCCACCACCUCCUAACUCAUCGCCCCCGAACCCGUGACCCCUGACCCCACCAUCUCUUAACCCAUCGCCCCCGACCCCAUCGCUCCCGACACAGUGAACCGUGAACCGCGUUGCAGUCCCACCGCGUGCGACGCGGUGCCCAGCGGGAGUGUGGGGGGGGGGGGGGGGUGUGAGGACCUUCGCUGGUUGUUCGGGGUUCAGAUCGAGCUCAAGUCCUUGCUGGGAGCACUUUCACUUCCACACCGGCGGCGGCGGCGGCAGCGGCAGCAGCAGCUGCGACUGCUCCACCACUUGGGCGGCGGCGAGUCCACCUUAGCGGCCUUUGCAAGGAACCUAACAUUGCACACGUGUAUACAAAUGCGUGUGUGUGUAUAUAUAUUUAUGUAAAUCAACACAUACAUAAAUAGCAUAUAUGAAUGUAAAAACUCUAAAUGUUUGAGAAGCCAUCACGGCCCGCCACUCGUCCCGUCGUGGUGGACAGGAGGUUGCAGGUUGGAGCCACACGGUUAGAAUCUUCUUCUAAAAAUCUGGCGACAAAUCCCAAAAGUUUUGGCUUUUGUCCACGUUGAAAGUCGACGCCAACCGCAGGGGGAGCGUCGCGCUAACGACCCAAUUGACGAGUUGGAGGGACGCGGAUUUCAUUUUUAAUUUUCCGAGCUGCCGUGUAAAUCAUGCUGCCCACUUAAGAUGCCGCUCACUUUGACCGUCGCAGCAGCGGCAGCAGCAAGUCACGAAUGGAACCUCGACUGGAGUAGCGUGACGACGCGUUGAAGGGAAGAUAAUCGUUAGGAAAGCCCUCCCAGAGAGGACGGUGCGAAUGAGAUUUGUUGUUAUCGAGUCGUGGCUGUGAGACUUGAGUGCGCAUCUAAUCACGUGGUGCGUGGUGAAUCAUUGCUGACGUAGUAACACCGACACAGCAGCCUUCAGCAGUUGGAGUCUUUAUUUCUCCCAGCACGAGACACCCACGGGGUCUUCGAGGAUUCCCUUCACCCCAAGCGUCUCGGGCUCUCGCGUCCCCCCCCCCCCACCACCUUUAUAUCCCUCAAGCCCCCUUUCUCGAAGGUUCCUUGACCCACUUUCUCUCCAGCCAAUCACCUUCCCGCUUUCCCUCAACGACCUCCCUGUCAAUCAUCUUCCGUCACCCGCUCUUUUCCAUUCUAGUAUUUGUGUAAGUAGUGUAUAGUAUUGUAGUGUACAACAGUGCAGUGUACAGUAGUGUAGUGUAUAUUGUAGUGUUUAUCAUACCUGUCAACCCCUUAUCAGUGCCCUACCUUGUUACAUACCUAUUCAGACUUUAUUGGUCACCACGUGCCCCUUAUAAAUAUCAACAUUCAUCCUAAAAAAGUCCCAUCACAAGGGAGAAACACAGAUUAUGUUACGGCUCUACGCCGUAAGCACCUGAAAACUGUACAAGAAUACGGUGUUAACCGUACGGGUUGACAGCGAUGCAUUUCUCCUCCAAUCCCUUCCAAUUCCCCUGCGCGUUCUUUUACUUUGCUGAUUAUCCGUUCCACGCGGUGCUCCACCGCGCAUCGUCCGUAGCAAUACAAUGUUCACGCUCGCGUUUACCGGUGGACUUUUAAUUGAGUCGCGCAUGAGACGAUUAUAGAUGAUUAUACGAUUGCACAGUUUUUACAUUUUGAAUUUUUUUAACGAACUCGGCACUGUGGCUCAGAACGCAUCACUGUGGCUCAGAACGCAGCACUGCACCACACUACGCAGCACUGCACCGCACCACGCAGCACUGCACUACGCGUGUCUGUGGUCGUCCUCGAAGCGAGAGAGCAAACACUACAACGCGUCACUCGGUUUUGGUGAUGGGGGCUCUUAAAUGGGCAAUUCUGAUCACCGACGUUCAGAGUCCAAGGCUGAAAUCUUGGGCUCCCGUCCCCUCCCCCCAAGAUUAAAACGAGGCUCUCGCGAUCAGCGAUUUCUCUGGCCUCAAUCCAGGCGCCGAUGACUCCGAGCGAAAAGAACAAUCAAACUACUUGUUGUGCUCCUCAUUUCUGCGGCCUCUGACGGCGCACGGUGUCACCGCGCGGUGCCUCCUCAUGCCGCGGGGAUUUCUGCUUCGCGGACGUAUUCCUCGUUCAUGGCUCUUGACGCAGCCGGCGUGCGCUCCUCUUAAGAUGCUCCCCGCUUCCCUGGAGGCUGCGGAGUCCACGAGGUUUCUCUCUCUCUCUCUCCGAGCCUCUGCCGUCCAACUCUGGCCGCCUUCCGUCCCCGGUGGGGCAUUGCCGGUUGGGGUCGCGGUGCUUAUUUUGACAAUGAGACUCGAGCCAACUUGGAAAAAAAUGCACGUCAAUAAAUACCCCCAAGAUACAAUAAACACACACACAGGGUGAUGGCAUUCUGUCCACAACUGUGCGAACGACGUAUCCUUUGAUGCGUCGAGAAUCAGUCAAAUCAAGAGAAGAGAAAUCAAACCAAAGUAUGUUUUCAUAAACCCGAUUGCAAAUACAGCAAGACUCCACCCACGCUUUACGUCGGUGACGUGUUCCUACAAUGCGUGACGACGAUCGAAGCGAUUUACUCGGGUGGCGGUGUGUGUGUGUGGGUUGAGGCGACGCAACUCGAGUGGCGGUGUGUGAGGUGCAAGAGUGACGACUUGGUCGCGAAACGACGUUCAACGGGGUGGGGAGCGACGUGCAUCGUGGCUUGGCUGUGCGCACAAAUGUCAAUGUCUUAGCAAUGCAAGGAGUUUUCUUUUGUUUUAAACUUGUGAAAGCUCCCGCCGAGUUGUAUUUAAAUAAAAUACAACUCACGUGUAAGUAGCCAGUGUGGAUGGCACGGAGUCGCUCACGGCUGAAUGCAGUGGACGUCUGUAAUAAAGGACUCCGCCGAUACA
This is a messenger RNA of Lethenteron reissneri (Far Eastern brook lamprey), 5380 nucleotides long. RefSeq names its product reduced folate transporter-like. Gene Ontology annotation, cellular component: plasma membrane; basolateral plasma membrane; apical plasma membrane. Gene Ontology annotation, molecular function: folic acid binding; folate:monoatomic anion antiporter activity. Lineage: Eukaryota; Metazoa; Chordata; Hyperoartia; Petromyzontiformes; Petromyzontidae. The record is from RefSeq and is a predicted model, not a curated record. Gene Ontology annotation, biological process: folate transmembrane transport.